Molecule: messenger RNA, 7585 nt
Organism: Salvelinus fontinalis (brook trout)
Lineage: Eukaryota; Metazoa; Chordata; Actinopteri; Salmoniformes; Salmonidae
Product: amyloid protein-binding protein 2-like
Exons: 13
Coding region: 237-1997 (586 amino acids)
Biological process (GO): intracellular protein transport
Molecular function (GO): protein binding
Source: RefSeq, a predicted model, not a curated record
AAAUGUAUACAUCCGGUGAAACAUCUGUUUCUGUCUGAUCGGACUGGUUCAGUGCGUAUCCUCCUAGGAACAUGGCCGAUGGUUAGUUAAUGCUGGUGCUUAACCCGAUGAAAGACUCAAACUCUUUUGCUACAUGAGAAGGUACAAGAAAAAGGAGUUCAAACUUGGCAAGGUGGUUAGCUAGCUAGCUACGGUAGAUCGAGAGGGUGUUGCUUGCUGGAGAAAAGGAAAACAACAUGGCGGCAUUGGAGCUCGAAUGGAUCCCAGAGACGCUGUACAACACUGCUAUAUCAGCAGUGGUGGACAAUUACAGUCGAUCGCGGAGGGAUAUUCGUUGCAUCCCUGAGAAUAUUCAAUUUGAUGUGUAUUACAAGCUGUACCAGCAGGGUCGGCUCUGCCAACUGGGGGGAGAGUUUUGUGAGCUGGAGGUGUUUGCCAAAGUUCUACGGGCAUCUGAUAAAAGACACCUCCUGCACCACUGCUUCCAGGCCCUGAUGGAUCAUGGGGUGAAAGUCGCCUCCAUCCUGGCCAACUCCUUCAGCCGCCGCUGCUCCUACAUUGCAGAGUCUGAUGCCCAUGUGAAAGUGAAGGCCAUUCACUUUGGCUUUGUUUUAGGUGGCUUUCUGUCUGACGCAGGCUGGUAUGGCGAUGCAGAGAAUGUGUUUCUGGCGUGUUUGCAGCUGUGCACACUGCAUGACGAGGUUCUGCACUGGUACCGUGCUGUGGAGUGCUGUGUCAGGUUGCUUCAUGUCCGGAAUGGCAACUGCAAGUACCAUCUUGGUGAAGAGACUGUCAAGUUGGCCCAGCUGUACAUGGACAAACUGGCCAAACAUGGUCAUCAGGCCAACAAAGCUGCACUCUAUGGAGAGCUGUGUGCUCUGCUCUUUGCUAAGAGCCUUUAUGAUGAGGCCUACAGGUGGUGCAUAGAGGCAAUGAAAGAGAUCACAGUGGGUUUGCCUGUUAAGGUCGUGGUAGAUGUCCUAAGGCAGGCUUCCAAGGCCUGUGUAGUAAAGAGGGAGUUCAGGAAGGCAGAGCAUCUGAUAAAGCAUGCUGUUUUCCUGGCACGUGAGCAUUUUGGACACAAGCAUCCCAAAUAUUCAGACACUCUCCUUGAUUAUGGGUUUUAUUUGCUGAAUGUGGAUAACAUCUGCCAAUCAGUUGCAAUAUACCAGACGGCUCUAGAUAUCCGGCAGUCGGUUUUCGGGGGAAAGAAUAUCCAUGUGGCCACAGCACACGAGGAUCUGGCAUACUCCUCCUAUGUGCAUCUGUACAGCUCUGGCAAAUUUGACAAUGCACUAUUCCAUGCAGAGCGGGCCAUAGACAUCAUCACUCACAUUCUCCCUGAGGAUCAUCUGCUGCUGGCCUCCUCCAAAAGAGUCAAAGCUCUGAUCCUGGAGGAGAUUGCGAUUGACUGCCACAACAAGGAGACAGAGGAGAGGCUGCUCCAGGAUGCCCAUGACCUCCACCUCUCCUCUCUCCAGCUGGCCAAGAAAGCCUUUGGGGAGUUCAAUGUUCAGACAGCGAAGCACUAUGGCAACCUGGGCCGCCUCUACCAGUCCAUGAGGAAAUUCAAGGAGGCAGAGGAGAUGCACAUCAAGGCCAUCCAGAUCAAGGAGCAGCUUCUGGGUCAGGAGGACUAUGAGGUGGCUUUGUCUGUGGGCCACCUGGCCUCUCUCUACAACUACGACAUGAACCAGUAUGAAGAUGCAGAGAGGCUUUACCUGCGCUCCAUUGCUAUUGGUAAGAAGCUGUUUGGCGAGGGCUACAGUGGACUGGAAUACGACUACAGGGGCCUAAUUAAACUUUACAACUCUGUGGGGAACUAUGAGAAAGUCUUUGAGUACCACAAUAUUUUAUCCAAUUGGAACCGGCUGAGGGACCGGCAGUUUGCUGUGGCUGAUGCCUUAGAGGACGUAAACACCAGCCCCCAGGCCACCGGGGAGGUGGUGCAGUCCUUCCUACUGUCACAGAACAAUGGGGCUGGCCCACCUGCUUAGGCUCACCACACAGACACACACAUGCCCACACACUGAUAGAAACGCUAAAGGUGUUCACGGCUCACUUACAUUUGUUGAACACACCCUCUCCACAUCAAGCUACAUGGUUGGCCUUGCAAUGGGACACCUGGCUAUGGGAAAAUGCACUAUCGCCUGUGGAAUGCAUAUAAUCUAGCGUUUUUGUCCUCACUUUCGCUCCCAACGGGGGCAUUCUCCUGUGAUCAACCCGGUAUUGAACAUUUGAUGGAAGGAACCUCUUGCCAUCCACUUUGCAUCACCUAACAUUGCUUUCAUCACCGUCAGUCUUCUGUAAGAGGAAUUGAGAGAAGGGGGGAAAUAAAACAACAACAUCAUAGUGUGUUCUAGCUCUAGAAUAGGAAUCGGUUUGUUUUCGGCUUCAUUUUUGGUCAGCGCUUGCCCUUUGUUGACCAUUGGGAUAUCCCCUGCAAGCAUGGAUGGAGCACCUUUUUGCUUUGGCCAAUUAUAAAGAGCAAGUUACUUUUUCUGGGUGGAAUCCUUAUUUUAUUGUUCUAAUGUCAUGAGGGAGUUUACAUAAGAGCUUUCAUCCAUGGACCAAAUAUUCAGUUUCCUUUUUGUAACACCUGUUUCUGUCUCCAUCUAAAGACGUUGGCACAGUCUUUAUGCUUGUGGUUAAAGGUUGUCCGUGAUUUGAUGAAUUUGCAAUGCACCAGUGUGUGUGUUAAAUUUGACCACAAUUGUGCUCAGUAGAUUUGUUGUUGGUGUGCUGACGUGUAGUUUAUUUGAAAGUGUACAUAGGUACCUUUUUUUGAGGAAUUAAAUUGACAAGUAUUUAUAAGGAAUUUCAUAGAGCUAAACCAAAAACAAGUGAGCUUAAACCUGCUAUUCAGAUGACUUCUCAGACGGAGGUCCCCAGGCUAUUGUGCAUAUAAGCCUGGUACAUCGAUUCAAAGUUGGCCUUAGUGGGAGUGACCGUACUGAGUAAAGUAUGUCAUUUAAUUUUAGCGAAUCACACAACUGCGAGGCAUGGCUCUGUGCUUGUGGUAUGCUAGUGUACGGGGGAGGGUUAGGGGGAAGGUUGUGGGAGAUGAUUGGUUGGUAGAUUAAGCCUAUGCUUCAGGAGUUUCUCCCGGGCAUUCUGCACUGGCUAAUGAAAGUCAAGUUUGACCCGUUGGACUACCAGACUCUUCAGGCAUUUGGACUGAAGUGUCUCGGAACGAGAUUAGGGGUCCUCAAACACACCAUUAACAAUAGAAUAGGCCUUGUGUUUUCAUGUUAGAAACCAUUUGUCUAGUGAACGAUUACCUAUUCCAAAGUAAUGUAGUAAGUACCCCGUUGUGUAUGGACUAGGUCAAUGGAAAUUAUUGCCUUGUUUUUGAACAAAUGUGUGUCUGUCUAAGGGAUGUUAAUGUUACAUGUGCUGUUAUGUUUCAACUGAAGUCCGAGCCUUCGCCUUAAAGGACGAUCAGCCAAAGCUGCUCUUGUUCUGGUUCUUAGCAUGCUUGCUUUCCAAAUACCCACACUGGAGAGAGACAGGAAGAUCAUAUGUUUGACCUGACAUACACUACCGUUCAAAAGUUUGGGGUCACUUAGAAAUGUCCUUGUUUUUGAAAGAAAAGCUAUUUUUUUUGUCCGUUAAAAUAACAUCAAAUUGAUCAGAAAUACAGUGUAGACAUUGUUAAUGUUGUAAAUUACUAUUGUAGCGGGAAACUGAUGAUUUUUAAUGGAAUAUCAGCAACCAUCACUCCUGUGUUCCAAUGGCACGUUGUGUUAGCUCAUCCAAGUUUAUCCUUUUAAAAGGUUAACUGAUCAUCAGAAAACCCUUUUGCAAUUAUGUUAGUACAGCUAAAAACUGUUGUUCUGACUUAAGAAGCAAUAAAACUGGCCAUCUUUAGACUAGUUGAGUAUCUGGAGCAUCAGCAUUUGUGGGUUCGAUUACAGGCUCAAAAUGGCCAGAAACAAAGACCUUUCUUCUAGUAGUACCCGCAAAACACCAGUCUCAACGUCAACAGUGAAGAGGUGACUCCGGCAUGCUGGCCUUCUAGGCAGGGUUCCUCUGUCCAGUGUCUGUGUUCUUUUGGCCAUCUUAAUAUUUUCUUUUUAUUGGCCAGUCUGAGAUAUGGCUUUUUCUUUGCAACUCUGCCUAGAAGGCCAGCAUCCCGGAGUCACCUCUUCACUGUUGACGUUGAGACUGGUGUUUUGCGGGUACUAUUUAAUGAAGCUGACAGUUGAGGACUUGUGAGGUGUCUGAUUCUCAAACUAGACACUCUAAUGUAAUUGUCCUCUUGCUCAGUUGUGCACCGGGGCCUCCCACUCUUCUUUCUAUUCUGGUUAGAACCAGUUUGCGCUGUUCUGUGAAGGGAGUAGUACACAGCAUUGUACCAGAUCUUCAGUUUAUUGGCAAUGUCUCCCUUGGUAUAGCCUUUAUUUUUAAGAAUAAGAAUAGACUGACGAGUUUCAGAAGAACGGUCUUUGUUUCUGGCCAUUUUGAGUCUGUAAUCGAACCCACAAAUGCUGAUGCUCCAGAUACUCAACUAGUCAAAAGAAGGCCAUUUUAUUUUGCUUCUUUAAUUAGCACAACAGUUUUCAGCUGUGCUAACAUAAUUGCAAAAGGGUUUUCUAACACAGGAGUGAUGGUUGCUGAUAAUGGGACUCUGUACGCCUAUGUAGAUAUUCCAUAAAAAAUCUGCCGUUUACAGCUACAAAAGUCGUUUACAACAUUAACAAUGUCUACACUGUACUUCUGAUCAAUUUGAUGGUAUUUUAAUGGACAAAAAUUGUGCUUUUCUUUCAAAAGCAAGGACUUUUCUAAGUGACCCCAUACUUGUGAACGGUAGUAUACACUAUAUAUACAAAAGUAUGUGGAUACCCCUUCAAAUUAGGGAAUUCGGCUAUUUCAGCCAUACCCGUUGCGAACGGGUGUAUUAAAUCGAGCACACUGCCAUGCAAUCUCUGUAGACAAACAUUGGCAAUAGAAUGCCCUGUACUAAGAGCUCAGUGACUUUCAGCUUGGCACCGUCAUAGGAUGCCACGUUUCCAACAAGUCAGUUCGUCUAAUUUCUGCCCUACUAGAGCUGCAAUGUCCACUGUAAGUGCUGUUGUUGUGAAGUGGAAACGUCUAGGAGUAACAACGGCUCAGCCGCGAAGUGGUAGGCCACGCAAGCUUACAGAACAGGACCACAGAGUGCUGAAGCGAGUAAAAAUCGUCUGUCAUCGGUUGCAACACUCACUACCAAGUUCCAAACUGCCUCUGGAAGCAAAGUCUGCUCAAGAAGUGUUUGUUGGGAGCUUCAUUAAAUGGGUUUCCAUGGCCGAGCAGCCGCGCACACAAGCCUAAGAUCACCAUACACAAUGCCAUGUGGCGGCUGGAGUGGUAUAAAGCUCGCCGCCAUUGGACUCUGGAGCAAGGGAAACGCGUUCUCUUGAGUGAUGAAUCAUGCUUCACAAUCUGGCAGUCCGACGGACCAAUCUGGGUUUGGUGGAUGCCAGUAUAACCCUACCUGCCCGAAUGCAUAGUGCCAACUGUAAAGUUUUGUGGAGGAGGAAUAAUGGUCUGGGGCUGUUUUUCAUGGUUCAGGCUCCUUAGUUGUAGUGAAGGGAAAUCUUAAUGCUACAGCAUACAAUGACAUUCUAUAUGAUUCUGUGCUUCCAACUUUGUGGCAACAGUUUUGGGAAGGCCCUUUCCUGUUUCAGCAUGACAAUGUCCCUGUGCAUAAAGCGAGGUCCAUACAGAAAUGGUUUGUAGAGAUCUGUGUGGAAGAACCUGACUGGCCUGCACAGAGUCCUGAUCUAGACCCCAUCGAACACCUUUGGGAUGAAUUGGAACGACGACUGCGAACCAGGCCUAAUCACCCAACAUAAGUGCCCGACCUUACUAAUGCUCUUGUGGAUGAAUGGAAGCAAGUCCCUGCAACAAUGUUUCAACAUCUAGUAGAAAGCCUUCCUAGAAGUGUGGAGGCUGUUAUAGCAGCAAAGGGGGGACCAACUCCAUAUUAUUGCCCAAGAUUUUGGAAUUAGUUGUUUGACGAGCAGGCCAUGUAGUGUAUCUUUGAGCUAAGACUGAUUCAUGUUGUCCUCAAAUCAAGGACACCCAGUCUUUCUGAGUGAAGACCACCAGCCCCAUUUGUCAGCCAGCUUUCCUCAACAGCUUUGUUAUGAAAAGUAUUGAACCAUGGGCGAUGCAUUAAGAUGAACCGAGUUACAGAGAUGAACACUGCAGAACAAGGGACAGACAGAUUAGCUACAAAGUCAUAAUCUGAACAGGUGAAGUAAAUGGACAUUGUUGUUAUCUUGAUUUCUAACCCUUUCACCCCCAAGUGCUUUGCCUGUGUAAAUCUUACAAUAGAAAGUGUUGAUUUAAGAAAUUAGAUGUUGAAAGAGGAGAUCCAUAUUGUAAUCGGAGGUUGUGGUCCACCCUGGCUGUUAUAUGGCUGUCUGUAUGUCCUUAGUUUUGUUUACAAGGCUCUAAUUGUUUCUUGUGAAUGUUACUGGAAGGGAUCCUUAGAAAAUCGAAUGUUUUUUGUGAUUGCAGUACACACCCUAUCCUUUCUGUCAAUGUCAGCAAGACUGCAGUAAGAUUCAUUGACAGUGUCUCUGGAAGCAGACAGCUCUUAAAUCAGGAGUUUCAUCUUGGUUUGUUAUAGGUGGAACAACUGUUGAGAGUUUCUCUUCAAGACAAGUUUUCCACUGGAACUGGAGCAAAUACAGCCCAUUAAGCUUUUUUUAUUUUGUUUUUAAUACAUGUCCUGUCUAUAUUCUCACAUGCAUUGCAAUGCGCCAGCCUUUUUUUACAGCACAUUUAUUUCCACACUAACAUCAUUUUAACCAUUGCUCACUCUGAAACUCUCCUGUAUAUGGAAGGUUGUCCAAUUCUACAAGUAUAAAUAUGGGCAAGUUUCAUAGACCUACAUUAAGGCCACUCUUGGACUAAAGUUUUGAUUAAGGUUAUGAUGAGAUGGCUAAACUUAAUUUUAAGAGGUUUGCAUCACCUGUAUUUAAUCCAUAGUUAACUAUGUUGAAUUCACAUUUAAAGCUAUUUGAUUAUUAACAGAUAAUUUGGCCAACUCCUGGACUCAUUUAAUCUUGGUCUGUGAAACUGUUCCUACAUGUGUUAAGAGGAGUAUAAGUACUGUGCCUCUGGGUUACAAGUGUAGACACAUUGAGUUUAGGUAUGACCCUGAGAGAAGUAUCUGGCAGGAUUUGCAGAACUAGAUUGCUGAUAUUCCAUGCAUGCAUUAUCAGAGUUUAAGGAACUGUGGUGUGUGUUGAAGUGAUCUUUUGAUAUGUAUGUAUUCAUUGCAUACUGUGUGAAUUGCUGCCUGCUGCAAAGGUGUGUAUACAGUCCUCUAGUUAAGAGUGGUCUUAGUGGUUGUUCCUCAUGCUGUCCAUGUCUACCCAGAAAGGUAAAAUGAAAUUAUUGUAAUGUGUGUACUGAAAACAUGGAAAUAGUUGUCAUUUUAUGUAUUCUCUCCAUUAUUUGAAUGCCUUCUGCAGUACCUCCAAAUCAAAUUAUGACAGUUAGCAACAGUGGGUCAGCCCAUUAUUCAGUAAUGGGAUGAGUUCUUAAAAUGAAAUAGAACAAAAAAAUAUUAAAUGAGGGCUUUCAAGAA